This is a messenger RNA of Sporisorium graminicola, 1803 nucleotides long. RefSeq lists its product as uncharacterized. NCBI's taxonomy places the organism in Eukaryota, Fungi, Basidiomycota, Ustilaginomycetes, Ustilaginales, Ustilaginaceae. The coding region runs from base 1 to 1803 and encodes 600 amino acids. The transcript has 2 exons. The record is from RefSeq and is a predicted model, not a curated record.
AUGGCGCAAGCUCAACAACCGGCAGCCGUCUCGGUGCCGUCAUCACCUCAAGACGAUCAGAUCUCGCUUCAACUUGCCUCUGAUGACGUCUCGAGCCACGCGGGCGAGAGUAAAGACUUUGCCACCGCGCUCCUCACCACAAGUCAAGACUCCGCUGCGUCCGAGUCACGCUUCAUCACCGGACGGUGGGAGCUGUGGUCCUAUAUGAUCUACAGCAUCGGCAAUUCUGGUUUGGGUCCGUUCAACUUUGCGCCUUCGCAGUUUCAGAACUUGCUCUCGCAGCAGGCCACCAACGUAGGCGCGGGCCAAUGUGGAAACGAUGGUCAACCAGACUGUAGGCUGAUGUUUAUGGGCAAGGACCGGACAGUGGAGAGCAUCGUUCUGCUGAGCAAUGGGGUCUCUUUCGCCAUCCAAGCCGUGCUCUUUAUCGCCAUCGGCAGCUUUGCAGACUACGGCAAGAACAGGCCUUACAUUCUGAUCGUUUGCACGGUUGUUGCUAUCGGCAUCAGCUUUGCUUGGUUGGGAGUGACAAAGCCGGAACAGUGGCAGAUCGGCACGGGGCUGUACAUGGUCGGCCUGAUUGCGUAUCAGCUCUGCUUGAGCUACUGGACUGCUGCAUUCCCUGGACUGGCCAGGGAUCUGCCGCACAUGCGCGAGGCUCGCCAAAAGUUGAUCGAGGACUCGUCCAUCUCAACAGUUACCGAUGCGAAAGGCAUCGAUGACAACAAAGUCACACCAGCAGAGGAGCAGCCGAGCCAAGUGUUGACCAACUCAGAAUCCAACACAGACGGACCAAUGACGGCAGACAAGUACAGCCUUCUGGAGACCAUGGCCAUCAACCGCAUCAGCAACGUCGCCUUCACUGUCUGCUCCGUCGGAGAGCUCGUUAUCCUAGCUGUCAUUCAAGGGAUGCUCUACGGCAUUCACACCGACCGAGACGAACAGUCCAACACGACGGCACUCUCGGCUGUGGUCGCCUUCAGCGCGGGAGCAUGGGUGCUUUGCGCCAUUCCCUGGUUCGUCCUGGAAAAGCAUCGACCUGGACAGCCUCUCCCGCCCGGCACCAACUACUUGACUGCAGCCGUCAAGCAGGCUUUCCUCGCAGCGAAACAUCUUCGUCGCCUGCGGCAAACCCUCAUCUACCUCAUCUUCUACUUCCUCUUUUCCGACGCGCUCAAUACCACGGUUACGGUCAUUUCGACGAUUCAGAACCAAGUAGUCAGCUUCAGCACCACAAAACUCAAUCUGCUGCUUAUCGUUGGAAUCGCAGCCCAAGGAGCCGGUAUCUAUGCAUUUUGGCUCGUUCAGAAACGCUUCAAGCUCUCGACGCUCUUCAUGUUUUGCUGGGUUGUCUUCUUUACGAUCGUCCUCCAGGUAUGGGGUUUUAUCGGCAUCUUCACCCAACGUUUCGGAUUUCACCACGAGUGGGAGGCGUUUGCCUACCAGGCGUACUACGGGCUGUUUGUAUGUCCUUGGUACGCCUACGGCCAGACCAUGAUCGCAGAAGUAACGCCCAAAGGAUCCGAAUUUCUCUUCUUCAGCCUUUUCUCGAUCAUCGGAAAGACGAGCGCCUUCAUCGGACCUUUUGUGACACAAGCCAUCGCAGACGACACCGGCAACGCUUCGACGCCCUUCUACUUCCUUCUCGCUCUGUCUCUCGGAAGCUGCGUGCUUCUCUGGCCGCUCGACAUCAAGAAGAGCAAGAUCGAGCAGGCGCGUUUCAUCGAGCACGAUGCUAGGGACAAGAACUUGGCCAAGAGCGAUAUUGUGACGCCGCAGACGUUUGCUGACGUGGUUGCUUGA